Molecule: messenger RNA, 1491 nt
Organism: Penicillium lagena
Lineage: Eukaryota; Fungi; Ascomycota; Eurotiomycetes; Eurotiales; Aspergillaceae
Gene: gatA
Product: 4-aminobutyrate transaminase gatA
Exons: 4
Coding region: 1-1491 (496 amino acids)
Biological process (GO): GABA catabolic process
Cellular component (GO): mitochondrion
Molecular function (GO): pyridoxal phosphate binding
Source: RefSeq, a predicted model, not a curated record
AUGUCUUCCGUCCUCCGCUGCAGCACCAAGCUGCGUGCCGCCCGGCUUCCCGCCGCUCGUGCUCUGUCGACGACCGCCCGCCUGCGUGCGGAGCAGCCCUUUUUCCCCAAUGAGCCCUCCGCUCCCUCCGUCAACACGGCCAUUCCCGGCCCCAAGAACAAGGCUGCAGCCGCCGAGCUGGAUGAAGUCUUUGACGUGCGCAGCUUGAACAUGCUGACCGACUACAAUCAAUCCGUUGGCAACUACAUCUCGGAUCUGGACGGCAACAAGCUGCUCGAUGUCUACGCUCAGAUCGCCUCUAUCCCGGUCGGGUACAACAAUCCGCACCUCCAGAAGGUCGCGCAGUCGCCGGAGAUGAUCACUUCGCUGAUCAACCGCCCGGCACUGGGUAACUUCCCCUCCGCGGACUGGGCGCACAUCUUGAAGACCGGUAUCCUCAAGGCCGCGCCCAAGGGUCUGAACCAGGUGUUCACCGCCAUGGCAGGCUCGGAUGCCAACGAGACCGCGUACAAGGCGGCCUUCAUGUACUACCGCCAGCUGCAGCGUGGUGGCCCGCAGGUUGAGUUCACCGAAGAGGAGCUGAAGUCCACCAUGGAGAACCAGGGCCCUGGCUCCCCCCAGCUGUCCAUUCUCUCCUUCAAGUCGGCCUUCCACGGCCGUCUCUUCGGCUCCCUGUCCACCACCCGCAGCAAGCCCAUCCAUAAGCUUGAUAUCCCGGCCUUCGACUGGCCCCAGGCCACUUUCCCCACCCUGAAGUACCCUCUGGAGGAGCACGCUCAGGAGAACGCAGCCGAGGAGCAGCGCUGCCUGCAGGAGGUGGAGCAGCUGAUCAAGACGUUCCACAACCCCGUCGCGGCGGUCAUGGUUGAGCCCAUCCAGUCCGAGGGCGGCGACAACCACGCCUCGCCCGCUUUCUUCCGCGGCCUGCGUGAGAUCACCAAGCGCAACAACGUGCUGUUCAUCGUCGACGAGGUGCAGACCGGUGUCGGCGCCACAGGCAAGUUCUGGGCCCACGACCACUGGAAUCUCGAGACCCCUCCCGACAUGGUGACCUUCUCCAAGAAGGCUCAGACCGCUGGCUACUACUUUGGCAACCCGGCCCUGCGGCCCAACAAGCCUUACCGCCAGUUCAACACCUGGAUGGGUGACCCCUCCCGCGCCCUGAUCUUCCGCGGCAUCAUCGAGGAGGUCGAGCGCCUGGGUCUGGUGGAGAACACCCGCAUCACCGGUGACUACCUGUACAAUGGUCUCCAGGGUCUCGCCCAGAAGUACCCCGAGCACUUCCAGAACCUGCGCGGUAAGGGCCAGGGUACCUUCAUUGCCUGGGACACUCCCCAGCGGGAUGCGUUCGUGGCCAAGGCUAAGCAGGUUGGUGUCAACAUUGGUGGCAGCGGCCAGAGCGCUGUCCGUCUGCGCCCCAUGUUGGUCUUCCAGAAGCACCACGCCGAUAUCCUCCUGGAGAGCAUCGAGAAGAUCAUCAAGCUUCUGUAG